AUCAAACAUGUUCUUUCCUGUCCCACCUCAUUGUAGCCUGAUAGGGAGCGGCACGCGCCAGAAAAGGAGCGAAUAGGAUGGCGCCUCUCGGGCCACGUGAUAUAAACUGGGCGUAGGAUUGGCUUUCUAGUGCGUCGGUUUCUGCAUUGACGGAAAGGGCGCGAGAUGUGACACGGUAGAGGCGAGCGGGGUGCGCUGUAUGUGCGUGGUGACCUCUUCUUUCCCGAUCGGUGUUGACGGUGCCCGGGGUCCUUUAGAGUGUUUUGAUGUCUGAAGGAUGGACUUGUCAGUGAUUGCCAUUGGAGAUGUGCAAAAUGUGCUUUCAGCCAUGCAGAAGAACUUGGAGUGUCCAGUCUGUUUGGAUGUGAUAAAAGAGCCAGUUUCAACAAAAUGUGAUCACAUAUUCUGCAGGUUCUGCAUGUUUAAACUCCUCAGCAAAAAGAAAAAGGGUGUAAUACAGUGUCCUCUGUGUAAGACUGAAGUUACCAAGAGAAGUCUCAAAGAAAAUUCCAGAUUUAAGCAGCUAAUUGAAGGACUGUUGGAAGCUAUCAGCGCAUUUGAGCUUGAUACUGGAGUAAAAUUUUUAAGCAGUCACUUUCCUAAAACAUCCACAGAAGCUGCUACUGCUGAGCUCCUGGAUAAUAACAGUUCUGUCAUCCAGAGUAAGGGUUUCAGAAACAGGAAAAGAUCCGCUAAAGAAAAUGGACAAGACAGCUAUACCUUGGGGGAAGCUAAUGUGGAUCCAGAGCUUACAGGUAACAGGGUCGAAGGGUGUUACCUAAGAAACAAAAAACAGAAGCGUGGCAUUGAAAAAGGUGUACUUAUAGAGCUUGGCACUGAUUCAUCUGAAGAGCUUUUUAUACUGGCAAGUGAUACUGGCAGGUUAGAAGACAAAGAAGAACUAGAAGAACCUAAGAGUGCUGAGAAGUAUGGAAGUUCUUGCAAUACACAGUCACUCAAGCUGGGUGCUAAAGAAAUAAUUUUACCAGAUGUCAUAGGUGAAACUGAUUUCUUGAACGAAGCUUUGAGCAAGAAAAGCAUGCUGAACAUCACUGAACAUGUCAAAUCUAACCAAGUAAAUACUGUUGAGGGCCAGAGUUCUCCUUCAAAUGUUUUUGAUGCAGACCUACUCACAGAACAGUGUAAUGAAAUAAGUAAUGCCAGUCCGUUAAAGAAUAAUUACACAUCUUUCUCUAAUAAUGCAGAAGAAAUGGAUGCAGAGGAAUCUCUGUGCAGUACUAAAAACCAAGAGCUUGACUUUGAAGAUGGCUCAGAAAGUAGACUGAAUAAAAUAAAAGAAAAGGAUAUUUGUGUGCUAAGUGUGGAAGAUGUAGAAAUGUAUGAACCCGUGAAUGAUUCUUUACUUGAAAAAGAACCUCCUGUGGAGAAACCACAGCCAAAGAUACCUCACUGUCCAACUCUGCAUGAGGUCUCUAGGAAGAGACUGAAGCAAAGCAUUCAGAAAGUCAAUGAAUGGUUUUCAAAAAGCAAUGAGAUUCUAUCUUCCAGUUCAUUCCAGAAUGAUCCUUCUGAAGCAACUGAUGCUUCAGGUGAAGAAGAUGUUUCUCUAUCAGAUAAAGAUUCAUGUAUUUCAGAGAAGACCAACCCUAUAGUAGAUUCUGUGGAAUUUGCAGUGUUUGAAAGAAAUAAAAGAUGGCCAAAACAAACAACAUAUAGCAUCAAAGACAAAAUAUUUGGGAAAACAUACGAGAGAGGGAGGAAAUCAAAUCCCUCUACUAUCUUGAGAGACAUAUUGCCUGCUACAAAAAAGGAUGUGGCUGCUGAAGAGAAGUGCUUGAAUAAUUCCAGAGAAGACGGACUAAAACGAAAAAGGAAGCCUGCCCGUGUCCUUCAGCCUGAAGACUUCAUGGAGAAGAAAGAUCUAGAAGAGGCAGAUAGAUGCCCUCAGGGUAUCAACUCCAGCCUUGGAGAUGCUGAGAAGAGAAAAUGUGAUGAAAAUUCUGCUGUUAAAGAGAAUUCCCUCCUUGAAAAAAGAAAGGUUAGUACACUAACUGAAUUUGAGGAAGGAGAGUUACAGUGGAAAAAUGCCAUUGAAAAGGUGUCAGGCAAGCCCUUUGGACAGCUGGAACUGAGUAACUCUGAUCAGAAGAGCACUAAGAAUGCAUGUUCUGCAGCAAAAGGAUGCAGACGUUCAACUAGAACCAGGUGUGCUAUACACUUAGGAGAUAAUAGAAAUCCAGAUUCCUUUGAUCCAGCUGAGCCACUGAUUGAUAGCUAUCCAAGCAGUGAAGAACCAAACAAAGUUGAUUGUGAGCAAAGACAAGUCAGACGCAGCAGGAGACUUCAGCUACUUUCUAAAGAGAUUACAAAAGAAACAGGAGAAAUGAGAAUAACUAAGGAAGCAAGAAAUUCUGACAGUGGCCCAGAAGGGUCUGUCUUUGGAGUUGAAAGGAAUGUGUUAGUUCACGACUCCCAGUGCAAAGACUUGAAGCAGCAGGAUAUAUUGAGUUACACGUCACUCACUGAUCGGAAUGGUGCUGAUCUGGAAGCAAAUGGAAUGCAGAUUAGUUCAAAGAAUUCAGCUGACAUGGUGAAAAACACAAGUCUCUUCAAUCCCACAUUUUCUUGUGAGCAUUCAAAUUUUAAUUCCCCUUCACUCAAAGCAGGUUCUCAAGAAGGUGAAAUGCUAGGUAGACUUUUCCUCCUACAGUCUCCUUCAAAGACUGUUCUGGACACUGCUUCCAUCCUGACUGAAGAGAAAAGGUCUGGGUCAUGUACUGCUUUUCCCCAGGACAAAGGAUGCUGUUCACAGAAUGUUCCUGAGGACUUCAGAAUUGAAAAGUCACCAAUCACUAAAAAUGUUUCAGAAUUGACCGUGGAAGCUGAAGACAGUGAGUUAGACACGCAACAUCUGCGAAAUAUAUUUAGGAGUUCAAAACGGCAGUCUUUUAGUCUUUAUCCUGCUCCCAUGAAGACAUGUACCACAGAUGAUGUUGAAUCUGGAAAAUUGAAUACUUUGUGUCCUGAUCAGGUAGAAAAAAGAUGUAGUAAAUAUUUUAUGACAGAAAAUUUACAAGAAAAGAAAACAACUGCUGAAAAUUUGAGUAGUGUUUGUGAGAAGUUUAAGACAUGUGAAUCCGCUUGUGUUAGUCCUGUGUCGUGCUUUGUCAGCAGUGCUGAAUGUGUGCAUGCUGCAGAGCAUCAAGAAGAUAUUUUAAAAGUUGCAAAUCAUGGGAAUAUUGUUAGAAGCAAUAGAAAUCUCAGUGAUCAGAGUAAUACAGAAGAGCGUGCUUUCCAAAGAACAGACCUGAACACAGUCAGUGAAACAUACUUCAGUUCAGAGAGCAAUCAAGUGGAAAAUGCUGAAAUUGUUGAUGGCAAAGAACCAAUGCAACAUUUUCAGCCCAGUCCAAUGGUUUGCCCUACAGUUCACCAACAAAAUCCAGCUGAAUUCAACUGCGAAGUCACUGGAAAAAAAAGUAGCAAAAAAGAGAGAAGUCUGGUAAAGGGCAAUGAAGAGCGAGUAAUCCAAACUGUCAACACGGGGUUGUCAGAGUAUUUAGUUAGAGAGGUACUAGAAGAAUCUCUUAAAGGCCGCAGUGAUUUUACAGAUCUGUCUGAAACCCCUGAUGGCUUACUGUGCUCUGACAAUGAUACUGAAGAUAGUACCAGUUUUUAUGUAACUAAUAGGAAAGACACAUCUGCUGUGUUUGUAAAAAGAAGUGGUGCUGUCCUGAUGAAAGAAGUAAAUGAUUCAGUUGUUAGCUGUAAGCCAAGAUCUGAAGGUAUUCAGAGGUCUCGGAGAAGAGCCCAGAAACUGCAAUCUUCAGAUGAAGAAUCUAGUGAGGAUGAAGAUUUACCAUGUUUUCAGGAAUUAAUGUUUGGCAAAUCAGUAAGCACACCUUUGCAGAUCAAAAAACAGGUGACAUCUGUGGUACGGUCUUCAGCAAAUCCCAGCAUGUUGCCUUGUAGUGAAUGUCUUAAUGAAAAUAAUGAACAGAAAACACUUGAAGCUGCCCUAAGCAAUGAGUGUGUUUCACCAAGCCAGGAGUCAGAAUGCUCUGUGAACCUGUUUUCUUCCCAGUCCAACAUAUCUGAAGAAUCGGUUGAUGGAGCACAUGAGAUGAGGAAAACUUUAACACAAGUGAGCAACAUAAAUAAGAGUAAAGAAGCUCUUCAUAGUAGCAGUGGAGGGCUGAAGAGAAGAAAAAAUAACUCCUAUGAUGAAUACCAGGAAGAUCCAAAUAUGGGGGCAAACCUAGGUGAAGCAUCUGGAUAUGACAGUGAAACAAGUCGUGUAGAGGAUUCACAUGAACCAUUUUCUCAGGGUGAAAUUCUUUCUACACAGCAGAAGAAUGCUAUGCAGAAUAACCUAAAAAAGCUACAACAAGAAAUGGCUGUACUUGAAGCAGUGCUAAAGCAGCAUGGAAGUCAGGAUACUGAGGUAUUGCCCUUAUGCAGAGAACUGCCAUAUGCCAGUAGUGGAGGAACGCUUGGAAUGGAGCAGAUGAGACAAGAAAUGGAAAAUGUGUCUGAGCAUGAUUCUGAGACCAAGCUAAGUAAGGCAUCUGUUUUACCAGUUCUCUGCGGAAAUGUGACCAGGAAUCCAAAUAGCUCUUCCUCCUCUGUAAAACACCCUUGCCCUCAAACUGCAGAAGCAACAAAUAAUUCCGCUGUAGCUCAGAGUGAUAACAAAAGCAAUGUUCAAGUAUGUGAAUCAAAGAGAAAUGUAUGUUUUCCUACAUCUGUACUGCACAAUGCAGCUGGGAAAGAAAAUGUUGCAAGUUCAGGUACAACUUACAGGACAGAAAUGUCAAUUGUGGCAUCCGGUCUGAACCAAAGUGAACAUGUGAGUAUAUUUUGGAAUGUUUGGAGACUCGCUGUAGUCCUCAAUUUAGAGAUUAGAUCCUAUAGAGGAAACCAAUCUUACAGGACUUACUGUUUGUAACUAUGGUAACCAAUCAAACUUGGUUGGACACUCCUUUUUAA
Meleagris gallopavo (turkey) is the source of this 4950-nucleotide messenger RNA. It is a transcript of the gene BRCA1, whose product is annotated as BRCA1 DNA repair associated. Gene Ontology annotation, cellular component: BRCA1-BARD1 complex; BRCA1-A complex; nucleus. Gene Ontology annotation, molecular function: DNA binding; zinc ion binding; ubiquitin-protein transferase activity. The record is from RefSeq and is a predicted model, not a curated record. Lineage: Eukaryota; Metazoa; Chordata; Aves; Galliformes; Phasianidae. Gene Ontology annotation, biological process: double-strand break repair via homologous recombination; positive regulation of transcription by RNA polymerase II; sex-chromosome dosage compensation.